Molecule: messenger RNA, 1275 nt
Organism: Rhodamnia argentea
Lineage: Eukaryota; Viridiplantae; Streptophyta; Magnoliopsida; Myrtales; Myrtaceae
Product: UDP-glucose 4-epimerase GEPI48
Exons: 10
Coding region: 61-1107 (348 amino acids)
Biological process (GO): rRNA processing; galactose metabolic process
Cellular component (GO): cytosol
Molecular function (GO): RNA binding; UDP-glucose 4-epimerase activity
Source: RefSeq, a predicted model, not a curated record
ACCGUCGCCGGCAUCUCCUCCUCCUCCUCCUCGUCGCUGCUCCCGUUCUGCUCUCUCGUCAUGCCGCACAACAUCCUCGUCACCGGCGGCUGCGGCUACAUUGGGAGCCACACCGUGCUUCAGCUCUUGCUCGGCGGCUUCAGGGCCACCGUCGUCGACAACCUGGACAACUCCUCGGAAAUCGCCAUUCAGCGAGUCAAGGAACUCGCCGGCGAGCACGGCCCUAACCUCGACUUCCACAAGAUGGACCUUCGCGACAGAGCAGCCCUUGAGGAACUAUUCGCCUCGACAAAGUUUGAUGCUGUCAUACACUUUGCUGGAUUGAAAGCAGUCGGUGAAAGUGUACAGAAACCGCUGCUUUAUUAUGAUAACAAUCUUAAUGGGACAAUUACUUUAUUAGAAGUGAUGGCUUCCCAUGGAUGUAAAAAGCUUGUCUUUUCAUCAUCUGCUACAGUUUAUGGUUGGCCCAAGGAGGUCCCAUGCACAGAGGAGUUCCCCCUUUGUGCUACGAAUCCAUAUGGACGAACCAAGCUAUUUAUUGAAGAUAUUUGUCGUGAUAUCUACCGAUCGGACUCUGAGUGGAAGAUCAUACUGCUAAGAUACUUCAAUCCCGUGGGUGCGCAUCCCAGCGGCUACAUUGGUGAGGAUCCUCGUGGUAUUCCAAACAAUCUCAUGCCAUAUGUGCAGCAAGUUGCUGUUGGCAGGCGACCUACCCUGACGGUUUUUGGAAAUGACUAUGCCACAGUAGAUGGUACAGGGGUCCGCGAUUACAUUCAUGUGAUUGACUUAUCAGAUGGACAUAUAGCAGCAUUGAACAAGCUUGAUGAAUCUGGUAUCGGUUGUGAAGUGUACAACUUGGGAACAGGUAAAGGAACGUCAGUUUUGGAGAUGGUUACCGCAUUCGAAAAGGCAUCUGGAAAGGAAAUUCCUCUUGUAAUGGCUGCAAGACGACCUGGCGAUGCAGAAAUUGUGUAUGCUUCAACCGAGAAAGCUGAGCGCGAAUUGAAUUGGAAGGCAAAGUAUGGGAUUGAAGAGAUGUGUCGGGACCAAUGGAACUGGGCCAGCCAAAACCCUUAUGGCUAUGGAUCUCCUGAGACAUCAGAUUGAAAGCUGAGAUUACUCGUAUGACCUGUCUUUUAGGAUUUACUUUGGUUGUCUACCAUAGAAACCUUUGUAGGUUUUGAUUCUUCCCAUUGUAUUCUGCAGGAUUAUUAAUCGAAAAAAGUUGUGUCGUUCCUUUUCACCUACAUCUUGAGUUCAGUUGGCAGUAUAGUC